UUUAUAUGUGUAGUUCAACAUCUUGAAGGACUGGUUGUGCAAAGAUUGUUCGAACUUGUCAAGGCCAACUUGGCUGGUACAGGUUAUAAAAUGUGCCAACAGAUAUCCAAUGCAAUAACUCGCCAUUCCACUGUGAUUCGCAAUGUGCUCAAACACUACAACCGACUUGCGCCUUUACAAUCCCCUCCAUGCGAUAUACUGAAGUUCAGUGAUGUUGCAUUGUACACAUGGCUUGGUGAGUUCAAGCUGCUCAAAAGCUCAUGGCAGGAAAUCUUAACCAAACCUUGGGUCUCAAAAUCCAACAGGGAGGUCGCAGGCAAAUACUUUAAGAUAGUUCAUGUGCGCAAAGAAAUUGAACAUCUCAAUGUUGAGAUCUCUUAUCUUCAAUGGUGGAUUGAGGACGAGGAUGCUCACUUACUCAAUACUGCAAUAUCAUUGGAAGUCAAUCAACCUGCUCUCUCAUGUGAGAUCCGCCAUCUGCAUGAUAAACGUGUGCAUAUUAACAACAUUCACUGUGCACACCUUCAGGCAAUAUAUGCAAUACCAAGUUUUAGUAGUGUUUUUGUACCAGAGAGCUCUAAUGAUUGA
This is a messenger RNA of Suillus discolor, 588 nucleotides long. RefSeq lists its product as uncharacterized. The transcript is spliced from 2 exons. The record is from RefSeq and is a predicted model, not a curated record. The annotation marks the transcript as partial. Lineage: Eukaryota; Fungi; Basidiomycota; Agaricomycetes; Boletales; Suillaceae.